UAACUAAACUUCCAGAGUGUAGCCUAUCCUUAAAUCGUCAGCUGCCAACCUAAUAAGAUCACUAAUUUACCCCAUCUUUUUCCUAGGUAUGUUGGUAACCUGUCCAGAGAUGUAACAGAAAUUUUGAUUCUUCAGCUGUUCACCCAAAUUGGACCUUGCAAAAGUUGUAAAAUGAUAACUGAGGUAAGAUGUAUUCUGCUCUAUUAGCUAUGAUGACUUAUGGAGACAAUUAGUUUCAUUAAUGGAUUAUGUACUAGGUCUAGGAAUUCACGUCAGUAUACAGUGUAGCUACUACUGUUAACCUUUGACUGUAACAACUGUCAUUAGCUAGGUUUCCAUCCAACUGGUGACAGAUUUUCAUGCAAAUAUUCAAAAAUCUGCAUAAAGAAAAUAUGCGCAUUUUCCCACCAGUGGUGUGUUUCCACCAAAUGGGCUUGUUGAUUAUUAUGGAUAAGAGUGAGAAUUAUUUUUAUUUGUCAAAUGGCAGUCAAGCAUCGAUCAUUGUGUCACCAGAAUAAGACCCACGAUAUUUAUUGGAAAGGAGCAUCAAGCUCAUCACCGUACACUUUCACCACCCUGUGAAGUUCAUCAUAAUUUAUUUCAUCUGUAGCCUAAUAAACUGCAUGGUUUCCUGAGUCGUAGAGGGAGGACCACGGACCAUAUCAUCACGUGACUCCCAAGUUUACGUUGAAAUUAUGGUUAUUAUAUCAAUAUUUGCGCAUAAAGGCGUUUCUACGGUAUGACUUUACUCUCAUAAAUACUGUGGAUGGAAACGUGUUUAAUGGCACAUACCAGUUUUUCACAUAAUUAAGUCCUUUUUUAUGUCCCUAUUGUUUUAUCAAUGUUGCCUUUGUUGGUCUUAUUUCUCACUUAAAACUGAUUACAUUUGCAUCAUGUUGAUAAACACACCAUUACAUUUACAUAAUUGCUUUGACACAUCAAGGAGAGAAAAGGUCAUUUGUAAUUAGGCUAGGCCUACCCUUUUAUAAAGCAUUUAGCUUAGAUCCUUGCAGAACCUAAAAUGGAUUUUUUAUGCAGUUCUCUUCAAAAUAAUUUUAAUCGUCACCCAAAAGGGAUCAGAUUCAGCACCUCCCCUAACUUGAGAGUAAACCUUUCUAAUAUCCUCCUCCUUGCAGUUACCGUAGUUACAGGGGGAGAAGGGUAAACAUGGUCUACCAUGGGAUGCUGAUGUAAUGGCCUCUAGUGGACCUGUCCUCAAGUUUCUCGACAUCUCCAGCGUAGCUGGGUGAGACAGUAUAGGCUACCCUCCAUAUGAACUAGAUGACAGUCUUUGAUUUGAUCUCUUUUUUUGUCCUGAAUAGCUCGUUUAGUCAGAUGUAUCAGGGGAUAUUUACUAGUCUAAAUGGGGUGUUUUCCGUUUUGGCUACUUUUCUCUCUCCUUUAGUAAAUGUAUGAUUAGGCCUUUUUCAAAUGCCUCAAAAAUGGUAACUGAUUCCUCUGCUAUUAUAGUGGGUUAUAUCUAUAUAUUGUGCAAUGAAUGCAAUCAGAUCAAAUUGCUUAUUUUUUUAAUGGAUGAAACAGCCAUUAGGUUAGCCUUUGGCGUUCCUGUCCAAAAGAGGAAAGUUAGGGUUAUUGAAUCCCAGCCUUUUAAACAAUGGCCAUUAUUUUAAUUGGCUAACAUCUCCGUUACAUAUUGCAACACAAUGUUGAUGAUACAUGGUAAUCCCCCCAAUAGAGUAACAUGGUCACUCAGUUCUUGCAAUUGUAUUCCAAAUAACAUUAUAUGUUUGGCAAUAAUAUACUCUCCCAACUUGGCAAUAAUAUACUCUCCCAACUUGGCAAUAAUAUACUCUCCCAACUUUUUUUUCUCAGCAACCCGAUAGCAGGAGGAUGAACUCUUCUGUCGGAUUUUCUGUUUUGCAGCAAUCAAGCAAUGACCCGUAUUGCUUUGUGGAGUUCUUUGAACAUAGAGAUGCUGCUGCUGCCCUAGCAGCCAUGAACGGGAGGAAGAUAUUGGGAAAGGUAAUUUUUCCACUCUGAAAUGUAGGACUGUGUGUGUGUGAGGCGGUUUUCUUGCUAAGAAGUGCUGGUUCUAACUAGGGUUGAAUGGCGGGAACCCGGUUACCGAGAUUUACCGGGAUUUACCGCCCAAAACCACUCCCUUUUCCCGGGAUAAAUAACUGCGAGAAACCGGUAAAUUAUAAUAAAUUAUUUAUAUGAACAGCAUGACGUGAAAUGGAACUGUUAAAUUACAUGCGAUGUCUAAAUCUGGCUUCUCUACGGCUUCUGUAUGAUGAAUCAACACUCAGGGUGGGGACAGACAGCCCAUCUCAGUAUGGAGCGCAGUUCACAAUGCAUGUAGACCUAUCAUCUCAUCAUGGUAACUUUUUUUCUUGUGACAGGUUGGCCUACAUUUGCUGCAGCAUAGCCUAUGCUACAGUAAUAUAAAGACAGAGUUAGCGUCUAAUUUACCCAUCACCAUCUGGCUUUCGGGGGUCACCUUGUUUUUUUAAUUGUAAAGAUAAAAAACAUUUUUUUAUUGCAGUUGAAGAGUUUUAAAACAGCCUAUCAUUUGAAUAUCAGUGCAUGCGCGAGCACUCUCUCGCAGUCUCUCUCUCUCUCCAUCAACUCCAUUCAAAUUGCAUCCAAAAUAGAUAAUCCUGUUCUAGAUUCAUAUAUAGCCCUAUAUAUAGAUGUCCUAGCCUACCUCUUUCAGGUAAUACAUUCAAUGCAGUAUUAGCCUUAUAUUUAGCUAAUUAAUGGUGGGUUAUGCAUAAUAAGCUUCUAACCUCUGUCUCUUGUGCAAUAUGCAAGCACCUGUGCUCCGCUGGCCUCUCCUUAAAAAACGCUCCUUAGCUCUUGUAGUCCCAUGCAGGAAAAGCUAGACUAGAAUAGCUUGCUGAACAUUUUUUUUUUAGCAUUUCUUAUACCAAUAGACUAUUCAAAGAUGGACGCAAGCUCUUUUUUGCUGAAUGUUAAAUACAGCAGCCAAUAGAAUUCACGGGUAGUUUGAAAGAAGAGUGAAUGCGCGAUGGCGGUAGGCUAUAGCAGUUAUUUAUUCAGACCCAUAACCAUUCAAUCUUUGUGAAGAGAAGGGAAAGCCUUCUGCAUCUAAUUCUAGUCCUAUAUUAUUAAAGGAUGUCAUUAGAAUGAUUAAGAUAAGGACCACAACUUAUUUCAUUUAACUUUUGAACGUGAGGAAGGAAUGAAGCAACAAUAGAGAGAGAAAGAGGAGGUAGGCUAAUAACAUUAGGGGAAAUAUUAUGAAAGGGGUCGGAAAGUAUUCAGACCCCUUGACUUUUUCCACAUUUUGUUACGUUACAACCUUAUUCUAAAAUUGAUUAAAUAAAACAAUUUCCUCAGCAAUCUACACACAAUACCCCAUAUUGACAAAGCGAAAACAGGUUUUUAGAAAUUUUUGCAAAUGUAUUAAAAUAAAAAACGGAUACCUUAUUUACAGAAGUAUUCAGACCCUUUGCUAUGAGACUCGAAAUUGAGCUCAGGUGCAUCCUUGAAAUGUUUCUACAACUUGAUUGGAGUCCACCUGUGGUAAAUUCAAUUGAUUGGACAAGAUUUGGAAAUGCAAACACCUGUCUAAAUAAGGUCCCACAGUUGACAGUGCAUGUCAGAGCAGAAACCAAGCCAUGAGGUCGAAGGAAUUGUCCGUAGAGCUCCGAGACAGGUUUGUGUCGAGGCACAGAUCUGGGGAAGGGUACCAAAAAAUGUAUGCAGCAUUGAAGGUCCCCAAGAACAUAGUGGCCUCCAUCAUACUUAAAUGGAAGAAGUUUGGAACUCCACCAAUCAGGCCUUUAUAGUAGAGUGGCCAGAUGGAAGCCACUCCUCAGUAAAAGGCACAUGACAGCCCGCUUGGAGUUUGCCAAAAGGCACCUAAAGACUCUCAGACCAUGAGAAACAAGAUUCUCUGGUCUGAUGAAACCAAGAUUGAACUCUUAGGCUUGAAUGCCAAGCGUAACGUUUGGAGGAAACCUGGCACCAUCCCUACGGUGAAGCAUGGUGGUGGCAGAAUCAUGCUCUGGGGAUGUUUUUCAGCGGCAGGGACUGGGAGACUAGUCAGGAUCGAGGCAAAGAUGAACGAAGCAAAGUACAGAGAGAUCCUUGAUGAAAACCUUGCUCCAGAGCACUCAGGACCUCAGACUGGGGCAAAGGUUAACCUUCCAACAGGACAACAACCCUAAGCACACAGCCAAGACAACGCAGGAGUGGCUUCGGGACAAGUCUCUGAAUGUCCUUGAGUGGCCCAGCCAGAGCCCGGACUUGAACCCGAUUUGAACAUCUCUGGAGAGACUUGAAAAUAGCUUUGCAGCAACGCUCCCCAUCCAACCUGACAGAGCUUGAGAGGUUAUGCAGAACGGAAUGGGAGAAACUCUCCAAAUACAGGUGUGCCAAGCUUGUAGCGUCAUACCCAAGAAGACUCAAGGCUGUAAUCGCUGCCAAAGGUGCUUUAACAAAGUACUGAGUAAAGAGUCUGAAUACUUAUGUAAAUGUAAUAUUUCAGUUUUUUAUGAAUUUGCAAACAUUUCUAAAAACCAGUUUUUGCUUUGUCAUUAUGGGGUAUUGUGUGUCGAUUUGGUGAGGCAAAAAAACUAUUUAAUAUAUUUUAGAAUAAGGCUGUAACGUAACAAAAUGUCAAAAAGGUCAAGGGGUCUGAAUAUGCGUCAGCCUACUAAUUAUACUAAUAGGCCCUGUUAUAUUAAACAAGUAAAACCAAAUUCGCUAGCCUAUACUUAUGCUGCACCAGAAUCGCAUGUUCUCUUCUGCUUCAUGGUUUGAACGAGAUGCGUAGUUCCAGUCCAUAUAAUACAGAAUAAUACAAUACAGUACAGUAAUACAGUUCACACUCAAAAAGAUUAGCCUACCGGAGCUAGUUUAAUAUAUUUACCCAAGAGAGCAUAUAGCUAGCGACAUCUGUGGGCUUUUAUGUUUUUCUGUUGUGCGUAAUGUGUUGUAGCCUAUAUCAUGUAUGUAUUGGAUAACGGCACAAUCAAUCAUUUGGGCAUUUUUGGGCUUGGGCUCAUUAAAUGUUGUUAAUGUAAGGAUCAUAAAAUUGAUUUAAUAUAUGGCUCAUCAGGCUCAGGUAGCAUCAGGUUUGACUUUUCAUGCUGAUCAAAGCUCUAAUCAAAUCCAGACAUUUAUAUGCCUUAAAAUGCUUUUGAAUUACACUUCCGGUUUUGGCGGGAAGUACCGGGUUACCCGGGAGAAAAGUGAUUUAUUCUCGAGAUGGAACAUUUGUAAAAUACCGGGAAAAUAUUCAACUCUAGUUCUAACCCUUUCACAGUGGCUUUUAUGACAUGGAAUGAAUGUCUUUGCUCCACUUACGUUUGAUUGUUCUGUGAAAUGUUUUAUCUUCAGGAGGUCAAAGUAAAUUGGGCCACCACUCCAAGUAGCCAGAAGAAAGACACAUCUAGUAAGUGUUUACAUUUGAACUUUUUCCUCUUUUACUACAAAGGCAGUAAAAAAAAAAAUACAAACAAUUUUAAAGGCACUCGCACAUCUGAGCUAUCUUUGGGGUUUUUCACAGUAAAAAAAGAAAUAAAAUAUGUUUUAUUGUCGCAUACACUGGAAAGGUGCAGUGAAAUUUAGUAGUACAGCGCCCCUGGAGAAAAUUCAGGUUAAAUGCCUUGCAUAAGAUUACAUCAACAGAUUUUUCAGCUUGUCGGCUCGGGUAUUCGAACCAGCGACCUUUCGGUUACUGGCCCAUCAAUCUAACCGAUGGGAUACCUGCCACCCAGUAGCUACAUCAGAGAAUAAUAGUGAUUCUGUCUUGGUCAUUUCAGAUCACUUCCAUGUAUUUGUUGGAGACCUGAGCCCUGAGAUCACCACUGAGGAUAUCAAAGCGGCAUUUGCACCUUUUGGGAAAAUCUCGUAAGUUGCUUUGUGUUUUAAGCUUGUUGGAUUUAGUAUGUUGUUUCCUGACUUGACAUCCUCUGGAAAUGGUUUUACUCUAUUUUAUCUGAUCAUUCGAGUAACUUUCGAGUUCUUCUCAUAAUAAAUGUGUUUGUAAGAGGUCCAUAAACAGAAUAGAUGUGUAAGCACAUACAGCAUAUACAGUGCAUUUGGAAAGUAUUCAGACCCCUUGACUUUUUCCACAUUUUGUUACAACCUUAUUCUAAAAUUGAUUAAAUUGUUUUUUUUCCCCUCAUCAAUCUACACACAAUACCCCAUAAUGACAAAGCAAACAUUUAUUUAAAUUGUUGCUAAUUUAUAAAUAAAUAAAAACUGAAGUAUCACAUUUACAUAAGUAUUCAGACCCUUUACUCAGUACUCUGUUGAAGCACCUUUGGCAGCGAUUACAGCCUCAAGUCUUCUUGGGUAUGACGCUACAUGCUUGGCACAACUGUAUUUGGGGAGUUUCUCGCAUUCUUCUCUGCAGAUCCUUUCAAGCUCUGUUAGGUUGGAUGGGGAGCCUUGCUGCACAGCUAUUUUCAGGUCUCUCCAGAGAUGUUCGAUCGCGUUAAAGUCUGGGCUCUGGCUGGGCCACUCAAGGACAUUCAGAGACUUGUCCCGAAGCCACUCCUGCGUUGUCUUGGCUGUGUGCUUAGCGUCGUUGUCAUGUUGGAAGGUGAACCUUCACCCCGGUCUGAGGUCCUGAGUGCUCUGGAGCAGGUUUUCAUCAAGGAUCUCUCUGUACUUUGCUUCGUUCAUCUUUCCCUCGAUCCUGACUAGUCUCCCAGUCCCUGCUGCUGAAAAACAUCCCCACAUCAUGAUGCUGCCACCACCGUAAUUCACUGUAGGGAUGGUGCCAGGUUUCCUCCAGACAUGACGCUUGGCAUUCAGGCCAAAGAGUUCAAUCUUGGUUUCAUCAGACCAGAGAAUCUUGUUUCUCAUGGUCUGAGAGUCUUUAGGUGCCUUUUGGCAAACUCCAAGUGGGCUGUCAUGUGCCUUCUACUGAGGAGUGGCUUCCGUCUGGCUACUCUUCCAUAAAGGCCUGAUUGGUGGAGUGCUGCAGAGAUGGUUGUCCUUCUGGAAGGUUCUCCCAUCUCCACAGAGGAACUCUGGAGCUCUGUCAGAGUGACCAUCGGGUUCAAGUUCACCUCCCUGACCAAGGCCCUUCUCCUCCGAUUGCUCAGGUUGGCCGGGCGGCCAGCUCUAGGAAGAGUCUUGGUGGUUCCAACCUUCUUCCAUUUAAAAAUGAUGGAGGCCAAAGGGUUCUUGGGGACCUUCAAUGCUGCAGAAAUGUUUUGGUACCCUUCCCCAGAUCUGUGCCUCGACACAAUCCUGUCUCGGAGCUCUACGGACAAUUCCUUCAUCCUCAUGGGUUGGGUUUUGCUCUGACAUGCACUGUCAACUGUGGGACCUUAUAUAGACAGGUGUGUGCCUUUCCAAAUCAUUUCCAAUCAAUUGAAUGUACCACAGGUGGACUCCAAUCAAGAUGUAGGAACAUCUCAAGGAUGAUCAAUGGAAAAAGGAUGGACCAGAGCUCAAUUUCGAUUCUCAGACGAAUACUUAUGUAAAUAAGGUAUUUCUUGUUUUGUUUUUGCAAAAAAAAAUUGAAACUUGUUUUUGCUUUGUCAUUAUGAGGUAUUGUGUGUAGGUUGAUGAGGACAUAUUUUUCUUUAAUCCGUUUUAGAAUAAGGCUGUAACAUAACAACAUUUGGGAAAAAGUCAAGGGGUCUGAAUACUUUCUGAAUGCGCUGUAUACUGUAGAUGUAAUUACUUUGACUAUUGGUUGAAAUUACAUUUUAAAGCACAUCACACCCAGUCUCGUUACAUAAAUCACUCUCCCUGUUUUGAUCCUUUGUGAAAAACAGGAUGACAGAACAAGUGACAAAGUAUUUUCAAUUGUAACAUAUAGAUAUUGACUUUGUCUGUAUCAAAACCCCCACACUAAUUUCACAACACCAACUAUUUUCACUGCCAACAUUGAAUGUGUAGCUUUCUAUUUUCCCCUCAUGCUUUUUUGAUAAAUGUAGGAAAUGGUAAGUAGUUUGGGAUGUCAAAUUUAAGAUGGCAGUUCAAGCUUUGUAUGUGUAACCCUGAAAAGCUUUCAGCCUUUCUGUAAUUGUGAGUCUCAGUUAAGUAAUAGCGUUCUGGUUAUUUUACAGAAAUGCUCAUAGGAUUGGACAGGAGCUUGAAGUCUUACAGCAAGGAAGUGUGCACACUGGAAACUCAGAUGUAGACCUUUUCUCAUACCUAUUUAUUCUAUUUGUUUGUUUUUGUAUUUUUUGUAUUAACAUGACCUAGUUUAGUAUAACAAACUCCAAUAUUCAAUACAAAUACUUAAGAUCUGUGUAAAACUGAUUCUGGUUUGUUAGUAUUGUUGAUAGUUUUAUGCUCCUUUCCUAAAAAUCUGAAAAUGUAAAUGUUUUCAAAUUUGCAGCUCCCCAACUCCAUAUUGGUGGUAAAGAAUUUACCAGGAAAAAUAAAGAAAUCUGUUAACAGGCCAUGUAUGCCAUUUAAUUCCUGUUUUUCUCUUUGAUAUUUAUAUAUAUUUAUAUUAGUAGGAUGAGCACCAUCAGCAGAUAUUAGGAAUGCAUGGUAAUCCAUAAGAAGUGUUGCAGAUUAUAAUUGGUGCACUGUGACAGGGAACCCUUAACUGAAAAUGAAACAGUUAAAAUAUCAGUGUAGGUUGCAUUUCUUUGUACUUGUUUUUGUUUUCAAAUGCUGCUUUUUAUCAGUAAUCAGUUUAGGAUUUUUAAGGUAGUUAAAGGUGCUUGAAUUUUUGUAAUGCAAUUUCAGAAAAUAUCCAUAAUAUAUCUGCCGUUAAUAGUGGAGUGAUAUGUUUCACAGUAUUACCGACCCACCAGUGUUGUGAUUGGCUGUGAUAUUCACCUAUUGAUUUCUCCCGCCAGAGUGACAUCUGUUGUCAAAAUGGGAAAGCUGUUCUGACUUUGUGGCUGUGUUGUCUAGUGGAAAUUGCUGUGUCAUUUACUGGUUGCAAAAUUUCUACACUGUUCGCUAAAUUUCAGUUUAAGUGAGAAAACUAGCACUGAAUAGUGCAGGUAAUCAUUGUACCAUCUAAAUCGCUGUGUAUUUAUUGUUUUUUUUCUCGCUGUUUGAAGCUGGUGGACCAAAACCAAAACGGUUACAGCUUCAAACAGCUGUAAAAACGGUAUUUCUUGUUAUUUAAAAUAUAUUUCACACCGAUUUAGAUGGUACAAUGAUUCCCUACACUAUUCAGUGCUUGUUUUCUCACAUAAACUGAAAUUGAGCGAACAGUGUAGAACUUUAGCAACCAGGAGAUGACACAGCGAGUUCCACUAGAUGCUACAGCCACAAAGUCCGAACAGCUUUCCCAUUUUGACAACAGAUGCUGCUCCGGUGGGAGAAAUCAAUGGACUGAUAUCACAGCCAAUCACAACACUGGCAGGUAUGUAAUACUGUGAAACACUAUCAUUCCACUAUUAAUGCAGCUAUAUUAUGGACCUUUUCUGAAAUUACAAUGCAAAAAUUUAAACAAAUUCUAUGUGUAGCACCUUUUAAGAUAUUUAUUGGGAUUUUGUGUGACAAUGUAGUCGAUUCGCAGUUCAGUGUGUGUGUGUGUGGUUCCUUUUUUUAAAUGUUAUGCAUGUAAUACAGUGGUGCAGUGGUCUGAUGCUAUUGUCUUGUGUCCUUCCAGGGAUGCUCGUGUUGUGAAGGACAUGACUACAGGGAAAUCUAAGGGGUAUGGAUUUGUGUCCUUCUAUAACAAACUGGUAAGGCUCCAGUGCAGGAACACAAGAUGAAGGUUAUUUCUAUUUCUGUUUACUAUUUUCAGUAGAUUUGAUCUUUAGACAAUUUAAACGUUUUAUAAAUAAGUACACUGUAAAUGCACAUUUCGUGUUCUCUGUUGAUCAUUUUGUAACUUAAGUACAAGUUGUAGUAUAUUUGAUAGUUAAUUAUUCCUGUUGAAUAUUCGUAUCCAUCCAUCUAGUAUGCAAAACAUGUUUAAAAUGACAUAAAUAGCACAUCGUUUAUAGAAUAUGUAUAGAACAAUGUAGAAUCUGGAGAGGAAACGUUGUCUUUUGUUUUAAACAGGAUGCAGAGAAUGCCAUCGUGCACAUGGGGGGACAAUGGUUAGGGGGACGCCAGAUCAGGACCAACUGGGCAACUCGCAAGCCACCCGCCCCAAAGAAUGUGCAAGACAGUAAGUAUGAGUGAGAUAUGACUGUGUUGAUUUAACAGAGUUGAAAUGGGAGUUAUGCUCAUAUUCAUCUCCUUUGUAUGUUUACACCAGAUGGCUCGAAGCAGCUGAGGUUUGAAGAUGUAGUGAACCAAUCCAGUCCCCAGAACUGCACCGUGUACUGUGGAGGAAUCCAGUCAGGACUAUCAGGCAAGUUCAUUCAAACAUGAUAAGUUACACAGAGACUGUUUUAGAAUCAAUCGUUAGAUGUUUCCAACAAAUAAAGUUUUGGAAACAAAGACUGGGUUGGCAGACAAAGUUGGAUGAUUGUUUCAUUGAAAUCUUUUUCCUUGCAGAGCACCUCAUGCGACAGACAUUUUCGCCCUUUGGACAAAUCAUGGAAAUAAGAGUUUUCCCAGAGAAAGGUUACUCUUUCAUCAGGUACCAUUUUGUUCUGAGCAAAGAUUCUGAUUUUGUUUAUGUAUAAUAAUAAUAAUAAUAAUAUGCCAUUUAGCAGACGCUUUUAUCCAAAGCGACUUACAGUCAUGCGUGCAUACAUUUUUGUGUAUGGGUAUAACACUAAUGGGUAUAACACAUUGUAUGGGUAUAACACAUAGUGUAUGGGUAUAACACAUUUUUGUGUAUGGGUAUAACACUAUGAAUUGCCUCAUUCUGCGUGUAGAUGGCAGUACCGGUACAUGGCUCAGUAAUACAUCUUCUAAUACUACACCAAAUGCCAUAAUUUAUUAAUAGUAUGUACACUAUUUAUAAAUGGUUUGUUUAUUCAUGAUUUGUAUUCUUGGAACUGUACUUAUUACUUAACACUGUCAACCAUUAAAAACCCGUCCCGUGUAGCUCAGUUGGGUAGAGCAUGGCGUUUGCAACGCUAGUGUUGUGGGUUCGAUUCCCAAGGGGGGCCAGUAUAAAAAAUAAAUGGAUGCACUCACUAAAUGUAAGUUGCUCUGGAUAAGAGCGUCUGCUAAAAUGACAAAAAUGUUUAAAAUAAAUAAAUAAAAUGCACAUUUUUAUUUUACAUUGUGAUAUUAUACUGCUGAAUGACUUUUCUUGACCACUGUUUCUUGUCGACAUUUGUGUUCUUCUGACAGGUUCUCCUCCCAUGAAAGUGCUGCCCAUGCAAUUGUUUCUGUAAAUGGAACGUCCAUCGAAUGUCACAUAGUUAAGUGCUACUGGGGCAAAGAAUCCCCCGACGUUGCCAAAAACAUACCACAGGUAGGACACCAGUAUCUUUCAUUGAGAUACUGCUCAAUUACAAUAUAGACAUUUCCCAGUGCACAUUGUUUUUUUCUUUACUCACCCAGAAAAAUGUAUCCUGCUUUGUAUUAUGAUUCAUUUGAUCUUUAAACAGAUGGAGUAUGGUCAGGGUCAGUGGGGACAAUGGAACCAAAUGUAUGGGAGCCCCCAGGCCCAGCAGUAUGGACAACAGUACAUGGCAAAUGGAUGGCAAGUGCCCUCUUAUGGAGUGUCUUAUGGACAGUCUUGGAAUCAGCAAGGAUUUGGUGUAGAGUAAGUAUAAACUAGUUACUUAGAUCAUGCACAUUGUGAAAUCCUCUUGAAAGGAUAAUUAUUUCCUAAGUAUCCAAACACGUUCAGUUGUAUGCAGCACUUCUUCAUUAUGGAGUUCUGUUCUUGUCGUGUCCAGUUAUGGUUGACUGACUGCCACUUUUUCAGACUAUACUGUAGGCUUCCUGGUGUGAUUGCACAAAAGAGUCAAACAUUGCUGGUUACAUUCAUACAUGUUUUAAUCAAGACUGUUUGCUUUCCUCAACAGUAUAUAUUUAAAAUGUUAACACCAUGGAAGUUAUAAAGCUCAUGUAACUUUUACUACUUUUCUGUCGGCAAUAUUCUCCUUAACCACAGUUUCUUGUUGACAUCUGCAAGCAUAGGCCUACAUCCAGUGUCAUAGCGAACCUGGUGAAAUGGUUAGACUCCAGAGCCACACUAAACUAUGAGAUCUUGUUUACAGGGACUCCAUUCUGGCUGCAGCAGCACAGAACAUUUCAAGGUGACGAACGCACUCAGUGUUUUACAGCCCAAAGCUUUCACUUACCAGCCUCUGCAUCAUGCCGUGACCCUUGUUGUGGGUGUCUUCUCUCUUGCAGACAGUCCCAGUCCCCAGCCUGGGUGGGAGGGUUUGGAUCCCCGGCACCGUCCCAGCCCCAGACCGGUCCUGUGAUGCCCAACCAGGGAAACUUCAACAUGGCUGGCUACCAGACACAGUGAGCAGGCUCUCACUCACAUCAGUAACACAGUCAUGUCGGAAUUAGUGGACUUUCAAUUAGGAGAACGUAAAGAAAUGAGCAUUGUAAUCAUCUGGAGAGAUUGUGUGUUAAAGCAGAGAAGAUCAGGA
Molecule: messenger RNA, 12389 nt
Organism: Coregonus sp. 'balchen'
Lineage: Eukaryota; Metazoa; Chordata; Actinopteri; Salmoniformes; Salmonidae
Source: the annotation of a GenBank genome assembly